AUGGCUUCUCCCCGUCCUCCGCACGCUUUCGGUCCUCAAGGCUAUCCUCUUCCUAACGGUGCCGCCGUGCCUACUCCUAAUCCUGCCCCCGGGGCCGCCCCUCUUCUUCCGAACAACGGCAGGAUUAUCCAGAAUGGUCCCGUGAGGAUACUGUGUAUUGCGGAUGUCAGAGGAAAUUUGAGGUCUCUGAAUGAACUGGCCAAGCAGGCCCGCGCGGAUCACAUCAUUCAUACUGGUGACUUUGGUUUCUACGAUGACACUUCGCUGGAUCGGAUUGCGGACAAGACCUUGAAACACGUGGCGCAAUACUCGCCUCUGUUGCCAGAGAAUGUUAAGCGGUCGAUCGCCCAAGCUCCGCACCAGCAGUCUAUUAAGCAACGGUUUUCGCAAGAACAGCUCCCGCUCUCCGAGCUUUCGAUGCUGCUCGACAAGCGGCUCACGCUCGAUGUUCCUGUUUACACUGUGUGGGGUGCGUGUGAGGAUGUGCGCGUGCUGGAAAAGUUCCGCUCGGGGGAGUACAAGGUGGACAAGCUGCACAUUAUCGAUGAGGCCAACUCGAGAUUGUUGGAUAUUGGCGGUGUGAAGCUGCGGUUGCUGGGUCUGGGUGGUGCCGUGGUUAUGCACAAGCUGUUCGAUAAUGGCGAGGGGAAGACUACGAUUGCUGGUGGUCAAGGUACCAUGUGGACAACUUUGCUCCAGAUGGGCGAACUGAUAGAUACGGCCAAUCGUGUAUAUGACCCGUCAGAGACUCGAAUCUUCGUUACACAUGCGUCGCCGGCUCGUGAAGGAAUGUUGAACCAGCUUUCCGUCACCCUCAAAGCUGACUUUUCGGUCUCCGCCGGUCUUCACUUCCGUUACGGUUCGUCUUACAACGAGUUCUCCGUCAACCCCUCCCUCGACCACUACCGUGGGAAGCUGGCCGCUUCGAAGGCUUCCUUCAACGACGUGUGGGAGACUGUUCGCAACGAGGUUGAGGCCGCCAUUUCCUCCAACGAAGCCCAGAAGACCCUCCUCGAUAACGCCCUCGACGUGGUGCAGAGAAUGCCUACGAUCGCCAACGGUGGCAACCCAUUCGGUGGUCCUAGCGCUGCCGGAGCCGCGGCUGGUCAGGUCGACGAGAGCGCUUUUAAGAACAUGUGGAACUUCAACCUUGCUGACGCAGCCUUUGGUUUCCUGGUUCUUGAGAUCGAAGGUGGACGUAUUGCUACGGAGAUGCGUGCUCAAGGAUUCAACUUUGCACACCGUACCGGCAAGCCUGUUCCUGCUGCCCAGCUUCCCGCCGGUGCAGCUCCCGCCAACGUUGCUCGUGGGCCUGGCGGUCCUCCCCAGUUUGGACAAGUCCCUCGUCCUGGUGGACCUGCCCAACCACAACCACCUGCGGCGCAGCCCCAGCCCCAGCAACCGCCGCAACAGCCCCAGCAGCAGGGCCCAACCAAGGGUCAACCGGUCCCUGUUAUCCCGAAGCCGGCGACUCCUCAGCCCCCUGCUGCGACUCAACCUGCCGCUGCACCAUCAGAGAAGCCUGCCACUGGCGAAGCUAACGGUACUGCGCAGCCAGAGAAACCAUCCGAAUCGCCGAUUUCCAAGGGCGACAAGAAGCAGAGCAACGGUCUUUUCGUGUCGAACGUGGAAAAUGAGCAAGCGGUCCGUGAUCUCUUCACCGAGGAGGACAAGGCGAAGAUAUUGAAGAUCGAGAAAUGGGGAAAGUACAACAACCACGUUGUGACAUUCACGACUAUCGAAGAGGCUAGAGCUGCGCUGGAUCGCCAACCCACGGAGCACAGGAAACCUACCCCGGCCGGCCAGCCCCGCAAGCCCAACGUCAAGUUCUUCGAGGACCGCAGCCACCGCGGUGGUGCCGGUCAAUGGCAAGGAAGCAACAGAGGUACGAACUCCCAGCGGGGAUACCAGAGUGGAGGUGCCAGUGACAGUGAAGGAGGAAGAGGCCGUGGAGGAUUCGGACGUGGUCGUGGCCGUGGAGGAGACCGCGGUGGACGGAGUGGACGUGGACGUGGCGGCUUCAACAAGGGAGGUGCCCCAUCGUCAGAGUCCCCUGCACCGACAUCGACGCCAUCCGGCGACAAAGGCGACGCGUGA
Messenger RNA from Aspergillus chevalieri, 2097 nucleotides. RefSeq lists its product as uncharacterized. The transcript is spliced from 4 exons. Bases 1 to 2097 code for a protein of 698 amino acids. The record is from RefSeq and is a predicted model, not a curated record. NCBI's taxonomy places the organism in Eukaryota, Fungi, Ascomycota, Eurotiomycetes, Eurotiales, Aspergillaceae.